GACCGGGCUGGUACAUACCUACACUUGCGCGCAUUGUGUACUGCUAUCUGUACGCGGCUUGCAGUAAUAGCGCGAGAUAACAGCUGACUUACACACGUUGAGUCUAGACAGACUGUGUAUAUACGUGUAGUGAAAGCUGUAUAGUGUUUAUAGUAGUAAGUGUAUAGAAGUGUUUAGAAGAGUGUAUACAAGUAAAAGAAGAAUAUAUUAUAAAAGUGAUGGGAAGAAAAUACGACAAAACACAUUUGCCUCUCACUCGCCGCAGGAUGUCGCGAAAGAAAGGAUGGAUGAAAAGGCGACAGUUACUUAUCAGUGAGAAGACAAAGCAAGACGUAAAAAACUUGUCAAAGAUGUGUCAAAUUGUAAGUGAUACAGGUAUGUAUAAUGUCGAACAAGAUGUUCGAUUAGCUAAUAAAUUAGACUCGAGAAGCAUUGAAGAUGUUAGUAUGGAAUCCGUCGACUUUAAAACAUCGGAUGAAUUAUUUCCCGAUAUGACGUAUUCAAAUAUCAAAACAAUGCAGUGUCUCGAGUCAAAUACAUGCAUGUAUGUCGAACAAGAUAUUCGUCUUUUCGACGAUAACGAAAAGUUAAUUGACUCGAGAAGCGUUGAGGAUACUAGCGAAUCCGUCGAUUUAAACAAAUCGGAAGAAUUAUUUCCCGAUACGACGGAUUCAAAUAUCAAAACAAUGCAGUGUCUCGAGUCAAAUACAUGCAUGUAUGUCGAACAAGAUAUUCGUCUUUUCGACGAUAACGAAAAGUUAAUUGAUUCGAGAAGCAUUGAGGAUACUAGGAAUCCGUCGAUUUAA
Nylanderia fulva is the source of this 806-nucleotide messenger RNA. The record is from RefSeq and is a predicted model, not a curated record. NCBI's taxonomy places the organism in Eukaryota, Metazoa, Arthropoda, Insecta, Hymenoptera, Formicidae.